AUCCACAUGUGUGUGCGAAAAUAUUUUAAUAAUGACAUAAAUAUUUAAAAAUUAAAAGGGUACAUUACCAUUUCUAAACUAUAUUAUUGAUCCUUCUUUUCCUUUAUUCCCGCGAACGGCGCUGCGGUAUAUCGCACAUCCGGUUGUCGAUCUAUUCGAUUCUCGUUGUUCGCGUCGUUUCUCGUUGGCAAUAUCGGAAAAAAGUGGGUGUUGCUUUCGUCACUCGCUGGUUAUUAGCUUUGCUCCGGGUAUCGCACCAUAUCUUGAAGGGCGGUUACGAGGAAUUGUAGACGGAACUCCAGUCGGGACCAUCCUCGAGGUGUCAUGUAUUGAUUUUGACUCAAUAGGCUAAUUAGCCUUCGUCAAAAUGAUAGGAGGUUUGUUCGUUUACAAUCAUAAGGGAGAGGUGCUGAUCUCUCGAGUGUAUCGGGAUGAUAUUGGCCGGAAUGCAGUGGAUGCAUUUCGCGUGAAUGUCAUCCAUGCACGACAACAAGUACGCUCGCCAGUAACCAACAUUGCCAGAACAUCGUUUUUUCAUAUAAAGCGUGCUAAUAUCUGGUUAGCCGCUGUCACCAAGCAAAAUGUUAAUGCAGCUAUGGUAUUUGAAUUGUUGCUGAAGAUCAUAGAUGUUAUGCAGUCAUACUUUGGCAAGAUAUCAGAGGAGAACAUCAAGAAUAAUUUUGUGCUUAUUUAUGAGCUGCUUGAUGAGAUACUCGACUUUGGAUAUCCACAGAAUUGUGACACAGGAGUGUUGAAAACGUUUAUUACUCAACAAGGAGUAAAGUCAGCCACCAAGGAGGAACAGGCUCAAAUAACAUCACAAGUCACUGGUCAGAUUGGAUGGAGACGAGAGGGCAUUAAGUACAGACGCAAUGAACUCUUCCUAGAUGUGCUUGAAUACGUGAAUUUAUUGAUGAGUCCUCAGGGCCAGGUUCUUAGCGCACACGUUGCCGGAAAGGUCGUAAUGAAAUCCUACUUGUCCGGUAUGCCGGAAUGCAAGUUCGGAAUCAACGACAAGAUCGUGAUGGAAUCUAAGGGCAUGAAAGGAGGCGGCGGACUCGGGGGCGGUGGCGACGAUCCUACAGGAGCCAGAUCCGGCAAACCGGUUGUCGUUAUUGAUGACUGCCAAUUUCAUCAAUGCGUUAAGCUUAGCAAAUUCGAGACCGAACAUUCCAUUAGUUUUAUACCACCGGACGGUGAAUUCGAGUUGAUGAGAUAUCGUACCACGAAGGAUAUAUCAUUGCCCUUCCGCGUGAUACCAUUAGUGCGCGAGGUAGGCCGAACGAAGAUGGAGGUGAAAGCGGUUCUGAAAUCAAACUUCAAGCCGUCAUUGCUAGGGCAGAAAAUCGAGGUCCGCGUCCCGACGCCGUUGAACACCGCCGGCGUGCAGUUAAUAUGUCUAAAGGGUAAGGCAAAGUACAAGGCGUCGGAGAAUGCGAUCGUGUGGAAGAUCAAGCGUAUGGCCGGCAUGAAGGAGACCCAACUGUCCGCCGAGAUCGAUCUGUUGGAGACGGACACAAAGAAGAAGUGGACGAGGCCGCCGAUAUCGAUGAACUUCGAGGUGCCGUUUGCGCCGUCCGGCUUCAAAGUGCGCUACUUGAAAGUAUUCGAGUCCAAAUUGAAUUAUUCCGAUCACGAUGUGAUCAAAUGGGUCCGCUACAUAGGACGCAGCGGGUUGUACGAGACACGCUGUUAAUAACUUUGAAUAAUGUCGAACAGGCAUAAAUAAUUGUAAAGAAGUAAAUCUCAAUAUGGAAAUUGCAACUAAGUAUCGAUAUUGAAUCUUAUUUCAUUGUAGCGCAUAUUCGAAGCGAAACAAUCUGUUUAAAAAAAAGUUUGGAACAGCUAAUCUCGAAUUGUAUACAACACGUAGCGAAAUGACGAAGAAUGUAUCAAUGUAACAAUUAGGAGGAGGAAUUCUGUUAUAUUCGCACAGGAUUAAAACUGUAAGACAUUUUUUUGCAUUGCCUAUUAGGGUAAAAUGUUUAUUUAAAUUGUCUUUAUUUGGCUGUUACUAUAUCAAUUUAAUGUGAAAAUACAUUUUUGAAUUCAAAAUAGAAAUAGAUUCUCUAAAUUGGAAA
Molecule: messenger RNA, 2081 nt
Organism: Nylanderia fulva
Lineage: Eukaryota; Metazoa; Arthropoda; Insecta; Hymenoptera; Formicidae
Gene: AP-2mu
Product: adaptor protein complex 2, mu subunit
Biological process (GO): intracellular protein transport; vesicle-mediated transport
Cellular component (GO): clathrin adaptor complex
Source: RefSeq, a predicted model, not a curated record